Hibiscus syriacus is the source of this 636-nucleotide messenger RNA. Its product is annotated as probable inactive receptor kinase At2g26730. Bases 1 to 636 code for a protein of 211 amino acids. Gene Ontology annotation, molecular function: protein binding. NCBI's taxonomy places the organism in Eukaryota, Viridiplantae, Streptophyta, Magnoliopsida, Malvales, Malvaceae. The record is from RefSeq and is a predicted model, not a curated record. The transcript is spliced from 2 exons.
AUGAACCGAGUUCUCAUCCGGGUACUUCCCAUUUUGGUAUUUCUGCUCUUCCAUGUCUCAAAUUCAGAAAAUGAACAAGUGAAGCAAUCCCUGUCCGUCGAGAAAGUAGUUCUCGACAAGUUAAAUCUCUCCAGAGUUGUCGAUUUUGGUUCAAUUUGCAAGGCAAGUUCCCUUUCCGUACUCAGCCUCGUCAAGAACGAUGUUGUUGGAUUGAUAUCAGAAGAGAUAGGGAAUUGCAAACCUUUGGCUCAUCUAUAUUUAAAUGGUAACCAAUUAUCAGGUCACCUUCCAUAUUCUCUGACACAGUUGAGUAACUUGAAAAAGUUUGAUAUAUCCAACAGUAACUUCUCCGGCAAGGUUUCCUAUAUGCCCCGAAUUUUGAGGUUACUUACUUUGCUUGUUCAUAAUAAUCUACAUAGUGGAGAGACACCAAAGCUUGAUUUUUCCAAUCUGAUACUGUUCAAUGUAUCUAACAACAACUUCAGCGGUCCACUUCCUGAUGUAAAAGGCCGGUUCUCUGGUAACAGUUGGUCAGGUAAUCCACAACUGUGUAGAGAAUUAAUCUCAAAGGCAUACCCACCAUCCAAGGCAUCUCGACGCCCUCGUCCAACUUAUAUGGGGAAACUCGGUCUAUGA